AUGCCUAAGAGCCCCGUAAUAGAACCCUUCCUUGGUCCUUGGUGGCCAAAUACUCAGGAUCAAGCUCCAGCCAAUGGACCUGCCUCCUCAUUAUGCCUCACUGGAUUGGACCCUAAAAAUCAUACAUAUUUUUUGAAUAGAUGCUGUUUACAACAUGACUGGUGUUAUGCGUUCAUAUCCUGUCCUCAGACACUAAUAUAUUUCGUUCCAUACACAUGGCAAUGCAUGAAUCCCGGUGCAGCUCACUGUGGUGUUGCAUCUAUGCCAGGUGUGUCACAAAAGUGUGCAACUCAGCUAUGUGAGUGCGAUCGAGAAUUUGCUCGGUGUGUUAGCAACUACCCAUGUCCUCGAAAAAAGCCUGGUUGUAAAGAAAGCAACUACAUUAUGUUGCAGACUAUGAGUAACAAUGACAUUUAGUCACAAUGAACUCCAGCAUCUACAGAAAAAAAUCUUAUCAUCUUUAGAAUGAUAUAAAGUAAAAUAUAAACACAGGAGAACCUUUCCUUUCCUUCACAUGCGGUUUAAAAUAAUUCGGAAACCAUCCCGAAAGUACCUGUGCGACGAGAUUCUUUUGGGGAGUCAAAAAUUAUAUGUGGAGGAUUUGCAACUGCUCAAAGUGUCGGCGUUACUAACCCAGCGUGGCUGAGUGUUUAACAGCUACGUAAUUAUAGCAAUAUAUUUUUUUAAUUUACCGAAUUUUAAAGCAUACUUUUCUAAUCUAGAAAAGAAAGGCUUAAUCACAAGAUUCCUGAAAUAAUAAAUAAUUUCCUUUGCGCAUUUGUAAAAUACCUGACUUCACACUGGACUGGAUUGAACUGAUUAUGGCAAGCACACACUAAGGUUAUCUUCCUGAGAGAACACUACCUCAUAUCCAUAUCAUGUAUGGAUAUGAGGCAAAAGCUCAUCCGUAAUCAAACAUAAGUCGAAUUAUGUUAGGUUGGCUUAUCCUUUCGACCAUAAAGUUUCUGAUGCCAUUUAUACAUUCUUCACUUACUGUUAAACUAUUAACGUCUCAAAUAAUACUGUACACGUCACAGAAAUCACUAACUCUUCAAGUCUCUGCCAAGUACGUAUUAACAAUGAAGAUGCUUUUCAUACGAAGAUUGCCUUUUCAGAGUUUUACAUAUCAGAUACCUGAUAGCUCUGAAUUUAAUAAUACCCACUAAAAUACAAUCAAUUCUACUAUUCUUUCCUAUGCACUAAAACGUUUCUAGAAUAUCUAGCAUAGUAUUUAUAAGUUUUACGGAAGUACUUAAAUGCAUGCCUUCCUCUUGCACUGCUUUAUUGAUUUGAAAGAAAGUAAUGAAGCAGAUUUCAAAGCAUAAAAAACUCAAUUUUGUGUUCACAAUUACUAAAUAUACAUCUCAAUAAAAUAGAUAGUGCCCCACUUAAAAAUUCUAGGUCUUGACGUAACAGAGCAACAAUUUUCUCAGGAAAAAUUGAAGUACCAAUUUGGUACUUCCAACAAGAAACAUAAUCUCACCGCCAGCUCAUUUCGACUAUAUUAAAAUUUCUUUAAACAUAAUUAAUACAUCUCUCGAAUUAGUUAUUUCGAUAAACAAAGAACGAAAUAGUAUUCCACGACAUGAAGCUACGCCAGCAUCUCUAUAGUAUCAUUGGUGAUUCAGGUAUCGCUGAGCCUAGUUGAUGUUAGAAACGACACCCAUCAAUGCGCCAACCCCCUGAACCAACAUGAUCUUAUGGACACCCUGUAUUGUUUUUAUAUGUUAGACAAGUGCUCAGUGAUGGUUACGUGACGUACACAGUUAUGAUUAAUAAUAAUAGAUACAGUUACAUAUGUAACAU
This is a messenger RNA of Stegodyphus dumicola, 1806 nucleotides long. RefSeq names its product basic phospholipase A2 Ts-G6D49-like. Gene Ontology annotation, biological process: lipid catabolic process; phospholipid metabolic process; arachidonate secretion. Lineage: Eukaryota; Metazoa; Arthropoda; Arachnida; Araneae; Eresidae. Gene Ontology annotation, molecular function: A2-type glycerophospholipase activity; calcium ion binding. The record is from RefSeq and is a predicted model, not a curated record.